Molecule: messenger RNA, 446 nt
Organism: Lolium rigidum
Lineage: Eukaryota; Viridiplantae; Streptophyta; Magnoliopsida; Poales; Poaceae
Product: transcription factor TRY-like
Exons: 3
Coding region: 136-366 (76 amino acids)
Biological process (GO): cell differentiation
Cellular component (GO): nucleus
Molecular function (GO): transcription cis-regulatory region binding
Source: RefSeq, a predicted model, not a curated record
GUUUCAUCCCAGGCAGAGACUAGGAGAGAAUAAGGUCAUACAAGGGUGUAUGCACUACCUCAAAGUCUAACCACCCUCUGUGGUACCUCAUAGUCCAACCUUACCAUUUAAGAAACGUUGUCUUCUCGGAAGGAUAUGAGCAGUAAAAGCUUGGUGAAGAACUCCAAGACCAUGGGUGUCCAUGAAGCGAAAGAAGUUAAUAGCACCGCACAGCAUUUCGUUGAUUUCACAGAAGCAGAGGAAGAUCUAGUAUUCAGAAUGCACAGGCUUGUCGGGAACAGGUGGGAACUUAUAGCUGGAAGGAUCCCCGGAAGAACAGCAGAAGAAGUAGAGAUGUUUUGGGCAAAAAAGCAAAAGGAACAAUGAAAAUGAAAAUAAGGAUGCAUGCAGUAAAACACGAUGUAUACCAUGCAUUUUCUUGUCAGUCAAAACGUGUGUUGAUCUUA